This is a messenger RNA of Adineta steineri, 5334 nucleotides long. The record is from the annotation of a GenBank genome assembly. NCBI's taxonomy places the organism in Eukaryota, Metazoa, Rotifera, Eurotatoria, Adinetida, Adinetidae.
AUGACAAAGGAUACAAGUUCACAAGGCUAUCUUGAUUUAAAAACCGAAUUACGCUCAAUACUUAUUAGUUCUCAACAAGGUUGUACCGAACAUCAAUUACUUAAGGAUUAUGCUGAAUAUAAUUCACGUAAAGAAAUACCCUUUCGUGAUAUGGGUUAUAAAACUUUACUUGAUUUAUUAUCAUCGAUGCCUGAUGUUGCUCGAAUUGAUUAUAACAGAACACCACUGACUAUUCAUGGUGUUGCUGAUCAAAGUACAGCUCAUAUUAAAAAAUUUGUUAUGACUCAAAAAAGAAAGAAAACUACACGAAGUUCACGUGGUACAGUAAAUAGAUAUAAUAAUUCAUAUAGUUCAUAUAAUCGAACAAAUGGAUCAUCGACAUAUUCAAGAAAUCGACCACCACAAAAUAAUUAUGGUGGUAGUACUCUUCCAUUUCAACCAUAUAGUCAACUAGGACAUGUUAGUAAAAAUCAAUGGAAUACAUUUAAUACCCCACCACCUCAAUCAUACCCUACGACAUCGUAUUCCAUGCCACCUGUAAUAAAUAAUUCUAAUCAAAAUUACAAUCAUCAAAAUUCAAAUGAAAUAAAUCAAUCAUCAAUGUCAAGAACAGUUGCUUCAUUUCCACCAAAAAGUACUCAGACACCACCGCCACCAAUGUCUGAAUUAAUGUCUAUUCAAACGGCAUCAAUGAUGGAUGACAAUUCAUCAGUCAUGGAUGAUGAUUUAAAUUAUACGGAAGAUGAUGAAUUAGCUUCUUACGAUGCUCAACAAGCAAGCAUACAUGGAGAAAAAAUAGUUGUUCUUCGAAAACGUAUUCGACAAAUAUUAUUAAAACUUCAAAAAGGUAUAUGGCUUUCAAAUGUUCAGAAACUUUAUAAGAAAUAUAAUGAUGAAGAAUUUAAUCUUGAGGAAUAUAAAUUUAAAAAUUUAAUGGCGUUUUUUGAUUGUAUAUCUGAUUUUGUUGAUUCUACACGAGAUCCAACACGUGAUUCAUCUGAUCGAAUUCUUGUACUUAAACCAAAUUUUACUGAGGCUACUAGACGCGAACAACAACAACAAUUCGAAAAAAUAGAAUCAAAUACUCCCGUAUCCAGUGUAACGGAUCAUCAAAAUUCCACGAGUACAGAUCAAAAUUCGCUUGGAUUUAUACCAAAUGAUAUUCAUUCAUCCAUAGUUGAUAAAUCAUUAUUUGUUCCAUUAGAUUUUCAUUAUAAACGAAUUGACUAUACAUCAAAUGAAUUAUUUAAUGGAUUCUUAGGUGAUGUAGAGGACCCAUGGUUUCUUCAUGUUGGAAAUGUUCAAUUUAUAUCAAAACGUGAAUAUAUGAUGACACAAUUACAGGAACAUUAUGAACAAUCAUUAAAUCAAAUGAUCUAUGUUAUCCCAUUUGAACAAUUAGAAAUAAAUUUAUCCUGCGUUUAUUAUCAUACAGAUCAGAUAUAUUAUCGUUCAUUCAUAACACAAAUAGAUCCUAUGGAUAAUUGUGAUAUUGCUAUAUUAAAAAUUUAUCUUGUUGAUUAUGGUACAACAAUCUCUGAUAUAAGAUAUCAUAUGAAUUCAACAAAUUUAAAAUAUCUUCAUUUAAAUUUUUCAUCCCUGCCAACACAAGUUUAUGAUUGUCGUUUAGCAAAUAUAUAUUAUCCAAAUACAUCUAUACAAUGGGAAGAUGAAUCUCGACAAUGGCCAGAUGAAUCUAGACAAUUUAUUAUUGAUUUAUGUUCGAAUAGAAAUUUUUUUGUUGAAAUUAUUGGUUCUUUGGAUUCAUUUUAUUCGAUUUAUUUAUGGAUCGAUGAAAAUCGACAACAAUCAAUUAAUCAAUUACUUAUUCAACAUAAUUUAGCUAUUGAAUGGAAUGAUGCACAAUAUUCUGAAUUUGAAUCAAUACCAUCGAACAUACAAUUAAAUACAAAUCAUACGAAUAAUUCUAUUGAUCAAAGCUUAUUAUUACGACCAAAACAAAAUAAUAUUGAUUAUAAUAUAGAUGGAAAUAAUAUCAAAUACUUCCAAAUAUCAGUUGAGCAUGCAUAUUAUUUUGUUAAACAUCCAUUUACUGGACGACCUUGUUUACCCUGUUUUGAAGUUGCACGAUUAUUGAAUGUAGAUGAAAAUUCUCUUCCACAAUUCAAUCUUAUACGAGAAACAGAAAUUGAAUUUUCGAAAUUAUUUGAAAAAAUAUUUCAUGAUUUACGAUGCAUUCCAGAAUCAAGUAAAUGUCCACAUAUCAAUCGGAAUGAUAAUAAUGCAACAAUUAUAAUUUAUGAUCUUAGUUCAGUUCGAGAUUAUUUAAUUCAAACUAAAUUUCAAGAAGGUGAUAUUCUUGAUGCAUUUCGUCAAGAAUAUGAGGAUUAUGAAAGACCUGGAUAUUGGAAUGAAACAAAGAACUCUUAUACAAAUACUGACAAUCUGGAGUCACAUCAGGAAAACUUAUAUCAACGAAGGGAUAUAUUAAAUUUCCGAAGGGAACAAUUGGUUUCAUUAUCUAAAAAUUAUUCUAAUUUAUCAUCUCAAAAUGAAAUACAAGAGAUUGAAGAUAAAUUAAAUCAUCUUCAUCAAGAAAUGCAUUCUAUGAAUAGUACAGUUCCUUCUCCAAUAGAUCAUAAUAUGAAUUUAAAACCAAUAUCAUCUUCAACUAAAAUUAAAUCCUCAAAUAAUAAAAUGCGUGAAACACGUUAUCGUAUAGCACGUCCAUUUGACCAACAAUUUUCUUUAAAUAUUCGUUUUCAUCAUCAAAAUAUUGAUAUUCAUACAAUUGAUCCUGAUGAUAUUGAAGAUCGUUUUCAAGAUUUAUAUCGUAUAACAAAAAAUGUUAUACAAUUUUUUAAACUUGAAUCGGAUAUAUCUGAUGAACAAGAUCGGCUUUUAUUACAAGAAGCAAAUAAUAAUUUACCAAAUUUAAUUAGCAAUAAUAUAUCAUUAGAUGAACGUAUUGGUAUAUAUAAUUAUUGUUUAGGAAUUAUCGAAACAUUUCAACCAACUAUUCGAUCUUAUGUUCAAAAUCCACCUCGAUUUAAUCAAUUCCAACAACAACAAAUCAGAGCAUAUGUAACAGGUGCUUCACAACCUCGAAUGGCUUCAUAUGAUGCACGACAAACAACUAAUACAAAUUUUCUUGAUGAUCGUCGUGUGAUAAACGAUUUAACAUCAUUACGAAUUACUGUUAAUAACAAUACAAAUGAUAAUAAUAAUAAUAAUCAUUAUCAAAAUUCACAAGAUUCUGCAUUUCGUUUAUCUGAAUAUGAAGUCGAUGAAUAUGGAGAACAAUAUGAUGAAGAAGCUGAUAGAGAAGAAGAAGUUAUUAAUAAUAUUCAAAUGCUUUUGACAGAAUAUGCUCAUGGUAUUCGACUUUUGGCUUUAGAUGAACUUUAUCAAAAACAAUUUGGCAAUAGUCUUUUAACUGAAUUAAAACUUGCAAAUAUAUUAUUACUUCAAGAUUAUGUUGGUGAUUUUGCAAGUAUCUCACGUCAUGGUGAAGAAAAUGGUUCAUGUGAUCAUAUUAUUACACUUUUGGAUCCCAAACAAGUUGCACAAACACAAGUUCAAUUACUUCAACAAAUAACAAAUUCGGGCAUUGUUCCAUCAAAUUUUCGUUAUGCAAAUAAUCUUUUUUCAUAUAUAAAUGAUUCACGUUUUCAAGGUUUUGUAUCAAAUGUUGAUAAAAAUGAACAUUGUAUUCAUAUACAACCAGCUCGAUAUCACGAACAUAUUGAAACAUUAAUGGAAGAACUUGAUUCAUAUUAUUCAAGUUCAAUAUCAAAUACAUUAAUUAUCAAAAACGUUGAGACAGGUUUAUCAUGUGUAACACAAUAUGAUGGAAUCUAUCAUCGUGUAUUUAUAAAAGAAAGUGAUUUAUAUAAAUGUGUUAUUGUUUAUGUUGAUUAUGGUACAACAGAAGAAGUGAAUAAAGAAGAUCAACAAUUUAAAUAUUUAGUUACACAUUUUGCUGAAUUACCUUGUAUGGCUAUUGCAUGUCGAUUAGAUAAUGUUUUUUUUCUACCCGAUGAUAAUCAAUGGCCAAUAGAAACAUAUAAAGAAGUUUAUGAAUUAUGUAAACAUGGCCCAUUGUUUAUUGAACCAGUUGGAUAUAUGAAUGGACUUGUAACAAUUAGGAUUUCGGAUGCUGAUGGAACAUAUUUAAAUGAUAUUGUUGUUGUCGAUUUAAAACUUGCAGUUAACAUAGAAAAACAUUCCAAUAAUGCUGCAAUAGAACAAUAUGAACAAAAACAAUCAAAUGCACCAAAUCCUGUUGAAUUAAAAUUCGAUUUUAUAGAUACUGCUCGUCAAUGUCCAUUACCAGAUUCCCGACCAUCUACACCAGAAACCAAUCAAAUUAAUUCGGAAUUUAAAUUACCAGAAAAUGAUAAUUUUCAACAAACAGAUCAUUUUUCCGAUGCUGAAUAUCAAUGCAAAUUAAUUACAAUUGAUGAAAAUAAUUCAUUUUAUCUUAUUCGUUAUAAUGAUAACAGACCAUUCAUUCCAUGUUUCAGUUUAGCACAUCUUUUAAAUGUAUCUGAAUCAGAUCUUCUAUCUGAAACUUUAAUGUCACGUACACGCUUUCAACAAACAGAAGAAUAUCGUUCGAUAUUUGAUUUUCUUAAACAAACAAAUCUAUCAAAUUGUCUUCAUAUUAAUCAAGAUUUUCUCUUUCUUUUUGAUUUAAUAUCAACUUUAAAAUUUCUUGAACUACAUGUUACAAAUGCUUCAUUACUUAUCGAAACAUUACGUCAACAAAUUGUAGCAUCCAGUGACACACAAUACUGGAAGAAUAGUCAUGAUUGUUACAAACCUCCAAAGGCUGUAACACCAGUGUCAUCAGCUCAAUCUACAAAUCAAAAAGAUACGGAACGAUAUAAUGAAUUAUUAGCUAAUCGAAAUAUUCUAUGUAAUUUAUUACGUACCAAUGAUAUAACUGGCUGUAGUGUUCAACUUGAAUCUAUUGAAAAUGAACUUCAAUCAUUAGUUGAAAAAAUGCGUUUAGGUGCAUCAUCACAACAACAAAUUAGAAAUGUCCCAUUGACACCACCACCUGGUUUUACUACAAAAAAUAAUAAUGAUCAACAACAGCAACAAUCAACAGUAACUAAAACUGAUAAAUUAAAAGAUUUAAUGGAACGAUGUAAAACAUUAAUUAAUACAAUUCUUGUAUUGGAUGAUCAUGUUGUUAUUGAUGAAAAUAUAAUAAAAUAUAUUCAGAAUAAUUUACCAUUUAUAAAUUCUGGAAAGAUUUCAUCAAAUGAUACUCAAUUAUAUAAACAAUAUUCUGAAUUACUUCAAAAUUUAACAUUUAUUGUUGAUGAUCUUCGACAAAAAUUACCAUCUGGUGUUAAUUUAUGA